AUGGCGCCUUUGAUUACCCUCGCAACAUGUGCGCUGAAUCAGUGGAGCUUGGAUUUCGCUGGUAACUUGAAGCGGAUCAAGCAGAGUAUCAUCAAGGCCAAGGAAGCUGGUGCAACUCUGCGUGUCGGACCAGAGCUCGAGAUUCCGGGUUACGGCUGUCUCGACCACUUUCUGGAGAAUGAAGUGUACGAUAACUCAUGGGACUCCCUCUAUUCGAUUCUGACAGACCCUGCUCUGCAUGGUAUCAUGAUAGAUGUUGGACUUCCUCUUCUUCACCGGAACUGUAGAUACAAUGCUCGUGCUAUUAUUCUGGAUGGAAAGAUCCUCUGCCUGCGGCCCAAGCUCUAUCUUGCCAACGACGGUAACUUCCGCGAGAUGCGCUUCUUCACGCCAUGGAACAGACCUAGACACGUUGAGCAGUACUACUUGCCCCCAUUUAUUCAGAAACACCAAGGCAGUCGUCAUGUUCCUAUCGGUGACGUUGUUAUCUCCACCAUUGAUACAUGCCUUGCUGCCGAGACAUGCGAGGAGCUGUUCACACCCAACAGUCCUCACAUCGACAUGGGACUCAAUGGCGUAGAGAUCUUCACAAACAGCAGUGGAAGUCAUCAUUCUCUCCGAAAGCUCAACGAGCGCAUUGCUUUAAUUCAAGAGGCUACUCGCAAGAAUGGAGGUAUCUACCUCUACUCCAACCAACUUGGAUGUGAUGGCGAUCGAUUGUACUAUGACGGUUGUGCCAUGAUAUUUGUCAACGGCAAUAUCGUAGGUCAAUCGAGCCAGUUCUCCUUGAAUGAGGUUGAAGUUGUGGUUGCGACUGUGGAUCUUGAAGAAGUGAGAGCCUUCAGGUUUGCGCCUUCACGUGGCAUGCAGGCGGUUGCAGCCCCGGAAUAUCAACGGAUCGAAGUCGAUUAUUCUCUAUCACGAGAAGAUGAAGUGUUUGUGCAAAGCAGAACCCCUGUCAGACCACCACGCUAUCAUCUCCCCGAAGAAGAAAUUGCCCUUGGACCUGCAUGCUGGCUUUGGGAUUAUCUCCGGCGAUCCAAGGCCGCUGGCUUCUUUGUUCCUCUAUCUGGGGGAAUUGAUAGCUGUGCGACUGCCACCAUCGUGUUCUCUAUGUGUCGUCUUGUCAUUCAAGCUAUCGAGGAUGGAAACGAGCAGGUAAUUGCAGAUGCGAAGCGCAUUGCGGCUUUCACCACUGAACUUCCCAAGACGGCUGAAGAGCUGUGCAACCAGAUCUUUUUCACUUGCUAUAUGGGAAUGGAGAAGCAGAGCAGCAAGGAAACAAGGGACCGCGCCAGAAUUCUAUCUGAGAAGAUUGGGUCUUACCACACAGAUGUGAAUAUUGAUGACAUGUUCAACUCCACCAAGAAUAUGUUGACCCAAGCCACCGGAUUUGAGCCAAAGUUCAAAGUUCACGGUGGAACUGUCACGCAAAACCUGGCUCUUCAAAAUAUCCAGGCCAGAUCCAGGAUGGUGCUUGCCUACUACUUUGCCCAGGAGCUGUGUGAGGUCAGAAACCGCCCUGGAGGCGGUGGUUUGCUAGUACUUGGAAGCUCCAACGUAGAUGAAUGUCUACGCGGAUACUUGACAAAGUACGAUUGUUCAUCUGCGGAUCUCAACCCAAUUGGAUCUAUCAGUAAGGUCGACCUGAAGCGAUUCAUUGCCUGGGCCUCCAAAGACUUCGAUCUCCCCAUUCUCCAAGACUUCAUCCAUGCCACGCCUACCGCCGAACUUGAGCCCAUCACUUCUGAUUAUACCCAAAGCGAUGAAGUCGACAUGAAAAUGACCUACGCGGAGCUUUCCCGCUUCGGUACAUUGCGUAAAGUCAACCACCUCGGACCCUUCGGAAUGUUCCUCCGACUUCUCGAAGAGUGGGGUGGUGAAGGCAAGCUCAGCCCACGCGAAAUUGGCGAGAAGGUCAAACUGUUCUUCCACUUCUAUCAGAUCAACCGUCAUAAGCAAACGGUUGCUACACCCUCCUACCAUGCCGAGAGUUAUUCGCCCGACGAUCACCGAUUCGACCUUCGACCCUUCCUGUACCCACCCGGAUUCGAGAGCUGGUCUUUCCAGAAGAUCGAUGCUCGUGUCGAAGCAAUGGAGAAGAGGACCAAAAAGGCAGCCUGA
Messenger RNA from Penicillium nucicola, 2124 nucleotides. Its product is annotated as glutamine-dependent NAD(+) synthetase. Gene Ontology annotation, molecular function: glutaminase activity; NAD+ synthase (glutamine-hydrolyzing) activity; ATP binding. The coding region runs from base 1 to 2124 and encodes 707 amino acids. The transcript has 8 exons. The record is from RefSeq and is a predicted model, not a curated record. Gene Ontology annotation, cellular component: cytoplasm. Lineage: Eukaryota; Fungi; Ascomycota; Eurotiomycetes; Eurotiales; Aspergillaceae. Gene Ontology annotation, biological process: NAD+ biosynthetic process.